Molecule: messenger RNA, 351 nt
Organism: Porites lobata
Lineage: Eukaryota; Metazoa; Cnidaria; Anthozoa; Scleractinia; Poritidae
Source: the annotation of a GenBank genome assembly
AUGAUAAGACGUCAACAAGGUACACAUACUUCUCCUGUCGAGGGCUUGGUCUUGCUAUUGACUUUCCUUAUCGAUAACAUCUAUGUUCGUUUUGGAAGCUCGGUUUUCCGGCAGGUUAUUGGUAUACCCAUGAGCACCAACAGUGCACCUUUGUUGGCUGAUCUCUUCCUUCACACCUUUGAGUACGAUUUUAUGGUCAAAACAAUGAAACAAGACAUUACAAAAGCCAUCCAGUUCAGCAACACCUUACGAUAUAUCGACGACUUAUUCAGUAUUAACAAUGUGAACUUUGGAAAUUGCAUCAGCGCGAUUUACCUGUCGGAAUUGGAACUUAAGGAUACUUCCACAUGA